AUAUCUUGGAUCAUCCAUUGCAGGCAUGGAAUCGUCCUGUGGAGUCCUUCUCCUUGUACUCAUCGCUGCUGCGGCGAAAGCUUUCGCUGCUGCUCCAGCGUCCAUCGACUGGCGAGCCAGGGGUGCUGUGACGCCAGUGAAAUCCCUUGGAAACAACUGCUCAGAUGGGAGCUGGGCAUUUGCAACUGCUGCUGCCGUGGAAGGAGUCCACUACAUUGCGACUGGACAGCUCGUGGACCUCUCGGCCCAGCAGCUCCUCGACUGUGACACGGCCUAUGGGAACUCGGGUUGUAGCAAAGGCUUCCCCCAGAACAGCUUCCCCUAUCUCGAGGAGGGUGCCGGCUUGCACAAGGAGGCGGACUAUCCUUUCACUGGAAGCUCUGGCUCUUGCAAGAAGAAGGAUGGUCUCGUGGUCACUAUCGACAGCUUUGACAACGUCUGGGGUUCCAGCAGCGACGCCGAGAUGGUCGAGCGCGUAGCCAAGCAGCCAGUGACAGCUCUAGUGGACGGAGACGCUGACGCUUUCAAGAAGUACAAGAGUGGCAUUUUCAAGGGACCUUGCUCGGAGGACAAGCCCCGGCUGGCGGUCCUCAUCGUCGGCUAUGGCUCGGAAAAGGGCGAGGACUACUGGAUCAUCAAGAACUCCUGGGGGACUUCGUGGGGCGAGAAUGGCUACAUGAGGAUCCAGCGCGGCAACCACGGUCUCCCCUAUGGGCGAUGCGCGAUUAACUCGUUCGUCUACUACCCGACCAAAGCUCCCUCCACCACCGGCUCUCCCGACGGCCUCGUCGGCUGGUGGGAAAUGAACGAGAGAAGCGGCAGCGUCGCCAAGGAUUCCUCGUCCAGCAACGCCGCGGGAGCCAUCUCCGGCGCGUCGUGGAGCUCGAGUAGCGGCCUCACUUUCAGGGGCUCGGGGAGAGUUUUCUGCGGUGGCGGGGCAUCGCUGUGCGGCAAGACGCCAUUCACACUCGUUGCAUGGGUGAAGAUCGCCGCGUCUUUCAGAUCCAAAGGCGUGAUCAUGCAACAGCGAGGCCCCGGGAGCUGGAGCGGCAAGGUGACAACCGAUGGCUAUAAUGGCGAGUAUCAGCUCUACGUUGAGGGUGGCAAGCCGAGCUUCUGGGUGUACGGCGACUUCGCCGACCAAUUCCGUUUCUCGGCCUCGGCGUCCGUCAAUGACGAUCGGUGGCACCAUGUCGUGGCGGUGAGGCAGGGAAACCAGGGUCUUCUCUACGUGGAUGGAGAGCUCUCCGGAUCGGCCAGCGGCGAAGCGAAGAACUUGGUGUCCAAUCUCCCGGUUUACCUUGGGUGUGACUGCCGGGACAACGUUGACUUCUUCACUGGAUCUCUCUCGGGCUUGAGGAUUUAUAACCGGGCUCUCUCGGCUGCCGAGAUCAAGCAGCUCAAGGCAAGCAGUGCACCGAGUGCUAGCGAUACCACGUCGCUCCACUCAACUGGUUGAGGUCAAAUGCCUGCCUCUCCCCUGUUUUCACUAACUCUUUUGGCCUUUCAAUCAAAAAGUUGACCGGGCAUCAGCUUUUUUAAGUGCAAUAACCUUUAGUCGACAAAGUUUAUCUUGAAAUUUCUUAGUUCCAUUUCAUUAGAUUCAAAUCUAAAUAAAAAUUAAAGCAGACAUGAA
Molecule: messenger RNA, 1636 nt
Organism: Selaginella moellendorffii
Lineage: Eukaryota; Viridiplantae; Streptophyta; Lycopodiopsida; Selaginellales; Selaginellaceae
Product: cysteine proteinase 7
Exons: 4
Coding region: 26-1459 (477 amino acids)
Cellular component (GO): lysosome
Molecular function (GO): cysteine-type endopeptidase activity
Source: RefSeq, a predicted model, not a curated record